Molecule: messenger RNA, 2550 nt
Organism: Scheffersomyces stipitis CBS 6054
Lineage: Eukaryota; Fungi; Ascomycota; Pichiomycetes; Serinales; Debaryomycetaceae
Gene: BGL7
Product: beta-glucosidase
Exons: 1
Coding region: 1-2520 (839 amino acids)
Biological process (GO): glucan catabolic process
Molecular function (GO): beta-glucosidase activity
Source: RefSeq, a predicted model, not a curated record
AUGACGUCUAGAAGGUUUGACAUAGAGGAAGUUCUUGCUGAGCUCACCUUGGAAGAAAGAAUCAGUUUAUUGGCUGGUCUUGACUUCUGGCAUACUGUGAGUGUUCCAAGAGUGGGAAUUCCAAGUCUUCGUUUCAGUGAUGGACCCAAUGGUUUGAGAGGGACCAAGUUUUUCGAUUCAGUUCCAUCAGCCUGUUUCCCUUGUGGAACUGGAUUGGCUGCUACUUUCGACAAGGAAUUGCUCUUCGAAGCUGGUCAACUCAUGGGAGAAGAAGCCAAACACAAAGGUGCCCACGUGAUAUUGGGCCCUACCAUGAAUAUGCAAAGAGGUCCUCUUGGAGGUAGAGGGUUUGAAUCCUUCAGUGAAGAUCCACAUUUGACCGGUCAAGCUGCUUCGUCGAUUAUCCGUGGGAUCCAAGAUAAAGGAAUCGCUGCCACGGUCAAACACUUUGUAUGCAACGAUUUGGAAGAUCAAAGAAAUUCUAGUAACUCUAUCUUAACAGAAAGAGCUUUGCGCGAAAUCUACUUGGAGCCUUUCAGACUCGCUAUCAAAUAUGCUAACCCCAUCUGUGUCAUGACUUCAUACAAUAAGGUCAAUGGUGAGCAUGUUUCACAGUCAAAGAGGCUUCUUGAAGAAGUUCUCAGACAAGAAUGGAAAUGGGACGGCUGUAUCAUGUCUGAUUGGUACGGAGUCUACACUGCCAACAACGCAAUUGAAAACGGGUUGGAUCUCGAAAUGCCUGGACCUCCCAACUUCAGAAAGUUGACCGAAAUCAGAUCUAUGGUUGUUACCAAGGAAUUGCAUAUUAAGCACAUAGAUGAGAGAGUCAGAGGAGUUCUCAAACUCAUCAAAUAUGCUCUUCAGUCUGGUAUUCCAGAGAAUGCCCCAGAAGACACAUUAAAUAAUACGCCAGAAACCAGAAAACUCUUGCGUAAACUUGCACAUGACUCUGUGGUAUUGCUUAAAAACGAAGACAAUCUCUUGCCUCUCAGCAAAGACGAGAAGAUCGUUGUCAUUGGUCCAAAUGCCAAAUAUGCUGCGUACUGUGGAGGUGGCUCUGCUUCGCUCAGAGCCUACUACACUACGACUCCUUACGAUUCAAUUGCGGCUAAGACAUCUACUCCUAUAGAUUACACUGUGGGAGCCUAUGGUCAUAGAUUGCUUCCCGGCUUGGCUGCAAACUUAGUGAAUCCCAUCACAGGAAAGCCAGGUUACAACUGUAAAUUCUACCGUGAAACCGUGGGCUCUCCGGAAAGAACUUUGAUCGACGAAUACAAUCUCGACAUAUCCUAUAUCUUGCUUGUGGACUAUUAUAACGACUUGGCUCCAGACUCGGUCUUCUUUGUAGAUUUCGAAGGUGAGUUCACUCCAGACGAAACUGCAGAAUACGAAUUCGGUGCUUCAGUUCAGGGAACAGCCUUGAUUUACGUAGAUAACAAGUUAGUAGUUGACAACAAGACCAAGCAGAGAAGAGGAAACUCGUUCUUCAACUCUGGUUCUGCUGAAGAAAAAGGCACUCUUCUCUUGGAAAAGGGCAAGACCUACAAGGUGCGAAUCGAGUUCGGGUCUGGUCCAACCUUCACGUGUAGACAGGAAGGUUCUACAGUGGUAGCUGGAGGUGGUGGUAUUAACUUGGGUAUGGCCAAGGUGAUUGAUCCUGAAAUUGAGAUCCACAAGGCUGCCAAAUUGGCAAAAGAAGCUGACAAAGUUGUGUUGAACAUUGGCUUAAAUCAGGAAUGGGAGGCUGAAGGUUUUGACAGACCAGAUAUGGAGUUGGUUGGCUACCAAAACAAGUUGAUCGACGCUGUCUUGGCUGCUAACCCGAACACUGUAAUUGUUAACCAGUCUGGAACUCCUGUAGAAAUGCCGUGGUUGCCCAAGGCUAAGGCUGUACUCCAGGCUUGGUAUGGAGGUAAUGAAUCCGGCAAUGGUAUCGCAGAUGUACUCUUUGGUGACGUUAACCCCAGCGGUAAAUUGUCGUUGACGUUCCCCUUCAAAACCAUCGAUAAUCCUACCUAUUUGAACUUCAAGACUGAAAGAGGAAGAGUUCUCUACAACGAAGACAUCUUUGUAGGCUACAGAUUCUACGAAAAGAUGGGCCGUGACGUAGCCUUCCCCUUUGGCUUCGGAUUGUCGUACACCAACUUCGAGUUUGCAGAUGUAAACGUAGUAGUUGAAGAAUUGGACGACAACUUGGAGGUUUCUGUCACAGUAAGCAACACUGGUAAGGUAGACGGUGCUGAGGUGGUUCAAAUCUACAUCGGUAAGGAAGAUUCUGAUGUCAUCAGACCUGUGAAGGAGUUGAAGGGUUUCGAAAAAGUAUUCUUGAAGGCAGGCACUCAAGAAACUGUUAUCUCAACUUUGUCAUUGAAGGAGUCAGUAUCUUUCUUUGACGAAUAUCAAGAAAAGUGGUCAGUGCUUGCUGGUGAAUACCAAGUGUAUGUAGGCAACAGUAGUGACAAUGCCAACGCCAUUGGCACCUUUGUCAUUGAACGGGACUUCCUCUGGAUUGGCCGUUAGAGGUUUUGAUAGAAUAAAAACUUAUAUCGU